Messenger RNA from Prunus armeniaca (apricot), 849 nucleotides. Lineage: Eukaryota; Viridiplantae; Streptophyta; Magnoliopsida; Rosales; Rosaceae. The record is from the annotation of a GenBank genome assembly.
AUGAGGAAGAGGGGGCCCGAAAAGGUUCGGCAUGGCUUUUGCCGUUCGGCAAGAGUAAGUCGAGGCCGCAAAUUGCUUCAUCUUAGGUUUCGUCAUUCAGUCACGUCCCCAUUAGUUUCAGAUCUACCGCAGCCUUCGUUCAAGCCAUCUACCUUCUGCGUCUUUGAGAUCGUGAGAGGGAGCUUGUGCGGGAACUCAGAGUGCGACAGCCCUCGUUUGCUUCAGCACGUCCCUUGCCGUUCGGCAAGGGCCAUUGAAGAGGACAUUCGUGCGGGAGUUAGGCACAUUCGUGCAAGAGUGGUGCUUGGUUUCGAUCCGGUGAUUAAGAAAGUCUUGAGGUGUUGCCGUUCGGCACUCGAUCAGCCCAAUUGUAGCAGGUGUCGGGUCCUGAGAGGUUCGACAAGGGAGGGUUUGGAACCUGGACUAGGCCUAUCUAGAAGGGUCGAAGGUGUUUUGGUGAGCUGCCAGGUCUGCAAGUAUCCUUGUCCUCUGGGCAACUCUCCUUCGAAGGGUGGCGUGAGAGUUUUAGGGCUGGGCUAUUUGAAAAUCGGUAAGCAUGUUUCUGUGAGGAGGCCACCGGGUUUAGUUUUGGCUGUGAGGGCAGAGUCGGUAGCGACACGGUGGCUGAGUCACGGAUCACCCUUGAGCUGGGCUGUUUGUCAAAGGAGGGUGCAGCGCACUGAACUGGAUUUCUUCAAAGGGCUGGGCCUUGGAGACUCGCAAGGUGCCCAGGAUCCUGCUGUUUCCGAAAGAGGCUUAAGGUAUUGGGCUUUUGGCAAUCUUGGAGCCGGUCCAAACAAGUUUCGUCAAGGCUUGGAUGUGUUAGGGCUUGAAGCUAGGUCAGCGUAG